This is a messenger RNA of Metarhizium acridum CQMa 102, 4824 nucleotides long. RefSeq names its product TAT-binding protein-like protein 7, AAA ATPase. Gene Ontology annotation, cellular component: nucleus. NCBI's taxonomy places the organism in Eukaryota, Fungi, Ascomycota, Sordariomycetes, Hypocreales, Clavicipitaceae. The record is from RefSeq and is a predicted model, not a curated record. Gene Ontology annotation, molecular function: ATP hydrolysis activity; histone binding; ATP binding. Gene Ontology annotation, biological process: positive regulation of transcription by RNA polymerase II.
AUGGUCAGCAAACGAAAGAGGGUGCUGGAGGACUUCGACCCGAACAAGUCUGACUCCGAGGAUGAGAACUUUGACCCGUCGGAGGCUAGGGCACCAAGAAAUUCCAAGAAGGCCAGGCCAUCCCGUGGCCCUCGCCCUGGUGGUGUUCGCAAGAGAAGUCACAGAUAUCGAGGCUCCGAUAUUGACGAGGAUGACGAAAUCCUGUCCGACAGUCUGGGCGAGGACUCCUUUGUCGAGGAUGAGUCGGAAGACCAAGAUGCACCUGUGAACGCUGCUGGCCGUCGAACGAGAAAGGCUGCUAGAACCCAUCACAGUUAUCGGGAGAGUAGCGCUGAUGAGGAGGCAGAGGACGUGGUGAACGACUCGGAAGACGCUGCCCAGGAUGCCCAAGAGCUGGAUGAGCCCGCAGGCAGAAGACUUGUGAAGCUCAAGGUUCCCAAAGGUUCCUCUGCAGGGGCUACGCGAAGAGCAACAAGAGCUAGCACUGCGGAUGCAGACGAGUUCGUCGAGCUGUCCAAAUCUGGUAGGCACGCAGUGGUGUCUCGCAACUCAAAAAGCCGUAGUCCGGAGGCGUAUUCUAAAACCCGGCGGUCUUCCCGUUCUAUGAAAGGAUUGCACGCGGCCCCUGAAACCAUUGAUGAGGCGACUCAAGAAAGCAGUAACCGUGCUGCCGACGAUGCAGAUGAGCCUGACGAACUGUCACACGACUACAAGCCUGUCGAGAAGAAGGAAGAUGAGGACGAAGACAUGGCGGACACGACUGCUGUUGUUGUGGAUGACGCAGUUGAACCUGUAAAGGAAGCCGAGGCUGUGCCUAAAACUACCGCAGGCGCAGAUGCAGACGACAACGACGACGACGACGACGAUGUCCCUAUAACGCGGAGGACUCGUGCAUCACGGGCCGCCGCUAAUGCAUCGAAAGAGGACAAGGCGGAAGACACGCAUGGGGCCAGCACAAAUUCCCGCCGCUUGAGGCGAGGUCGCUCUAAGAAAUCUACUCAAGAACCCAGCAGUGACUUUGAGCCCGCUGAUGAUUCGGAGGAGGAGGCCAUGUCAGAAACAAAGGGUGAGGACAUUGAGAGUCCCACACCAAGAGGGAGAAAAGACAGGCGAAGCGCACGCAACUCACGCCGCGGCGGCGAUUCAGGUGAUGAAGAUCUCGAUGUUGACUUGGAUGAGCUGAACGAGGAAGCCCGUGAGCUUCGGCAAUCUUCAAGACCUCGCCGCCGACCUAGAGAUGAGUCACCACCCAUUGUUUACCAGGAGUCUCGUCGCGCCCGAACCAGAGUCAACUAUUACAUGCCUCCAUUGACUGCAGCUAAUAUCGAAGAGGAGGAAGUCGAGGACCCAGCCCCUACCCCAGCCCGACGACGCCGCGGAGGCGCCAGUAUAGGAUGGGAGAGAAACCUCAACACCACCUUUGGUCCCUUUGGCGGGGGUGGUGGAGGGGGCUCGCUUCUCAACGGGCCAUGGGGUACCGGCGCAGCUGGUGGUGUCGACUCUGACAGCAGCGAUGACGAAAUGGUUCACCGUUCAAGUGUUGGUGGAAAUAUCGGCGUGACACCAACAACAGGUGCUCCAGCCGGGGGCUUGCUUCCCGGUGGCCUCGGACUGAACCCCGAAGCAACGCCCAAUGUCGGCAAAAUUAAGGACAGAAAGGCUCUUGCAGAUGCAGACCCCCUUGGUGUCGACCUGAGUGUUGAUUUCAGCAAGGUUGGGGGUCUGCAAGGUCACAUUGACCAGCUCAAGGAGAUGGUUCAGCUUCCUCUGCUGUACCCUGAACUCUUUUCCAAGUUUCAUGUCACUCCACCUCGCGGUGUUCUCUUUCAUGGUCCUCCAGGUACUGGUAAAACUUUACUGGCCCGUGCCUUGGCCAAUUCGGUCGGUUCCGGAGGUCGAAAAAUCUCGUUUUACAUGCGCAAAGGUGCUGAUGCCCUUAGCAAGUGGGUUGGUGAAGCAGAAAAGCAGCUGCGUCUUUUGUUCGAGGAAGCCAGAAAGACUCAGCCUAGUAUUAUCUUUUUUGAUGAGAUUGAUGGGCUGGCCCCUGUUCGAUCCAGCAAACAGGAGCAAAUCCAUGCCUCCAUUGUGUCUACUCUGCUGGCUUUGAUGGAUGGUAUGGACGGCCGUGGCCAGGUCAUCGUCAUUGGUGCCACCAACAGACCCGACAAUAUUGAUCCUGCCCUUCGACGACCCGGCCGAUUCGAUAGAGAGUUCUAUUUCCCCCUGCCGGAUAUCGAGGCCCGUAGGUCCAUUCUCAGUAUUCACACCAAGGACUGGGGUCUGUCUGACCCAUUUCUGGCUUCUCUUGCCGAGAAGACCAAGGGCUACGGUGGUGCUGAUCUUCGAGCUCUGUGCACCGAGGCAGCGCUCAACUCCAUUCAACGGACUUAUCCUCAAAUAUACUCUUCCACAGAGAAGCUUGUUGUGGAUCCAAACAAGAUUAGUAUUCAUGCCUCGGACUUCAUGCUCUCUAUCAAGAAACUCAUUCCUUCGUCGGAGCGUUCGGCCACAUCUGGCGCGAAGCCUUUGCCCAGGGCUGUGGAACCACUUCUGCGAGCUCAAUUUGGCGAAGCAAAGCGUUUGUUGGACGAAUUGCUACCCAGGAAGAAGAAGAUCACGGCUCUCGAAGAGGCCAUGUACGAACAAUACAAUGACGAAGACCAUGGCUUUGCACGAGAAGCUAUGCAACAAGAAUUUGAGCGGUCUCGAGUGUUCCGACCUCGUUUCCUCAUUUAUGGUCCGCAUGGAAUGGGCCAAGCGUACAUUGCUUCUGCUAUCUUGCACCACUUUGAAGGCGUUCAUGUCCAGAAUUUCGAUUUACCAGCUCUUCUUGCAGAUGGGAGGUCUAUGGAACAAGUCAUUGUUGGCCUCUUCACUGAAGUCCGUCGCCAUAAGCCCAGUGUCAUCUAUAUUCCCAAUGUCGAUGCCUUCUACACGACAUUGUCUGGAACUAUUGCAUAUAUAACCUUCAAGACCAUGUUGAGAUCGAUUCCACCAACAGACCCCGUGCUCCUACUUGCUACGGCUGAGUGUGCUAAGUAUGAGCUUCCUUCUCAGUUAAUACAGGAUCUAUUUGGAUUCUCGCGUAGAAACAGAAUGGAAAUUCCACGACCAGAAAGGGAUAACCGAGUGGAGUAUUUCAAAGCGACUCUUGAGUACAUCAAGAAGAAACCGGCUGAAUUCCCUGAUCCCGAAAACCGAAAAAAGAGAGUUCUUGAAGAACUUCCCGUUGCUCCUCCUAUUGCACCAAAGCCGCCAACCAAGGAGGAAGUCAAGGCAUUGAAGAGAAAAGACCACCAGUGGCUCAAUGCCCUCAAGAUUCACCUCCAGCCAAUUAUGGACCAGAUCAAUCGAAAGUACAAAAAGUUCAGACAACCUGUCAUUCCUCAGAGUCACAUUGACUACCUCUUUGCCGAGUCUGACCCCAAUUACGUUCGACCAGACCUAGCAGGAGGGACCGUCCGGCCUUAUGAGAUUGUCAAAGACAAGUACGGCAAUGAUGUACUUCGAGACACCGCCACAGGCAAGUGCUACUACAAUUUGGAGACGACUACAAUCGAGGAGCGGCUGUCGAAUGGAUUCUACGCGCGGCCACAAGACUUUUUGUUUGACAUAAAGGCGCUUGCCAAAGACGCCAGGAACAUUGGCGACAAGGAACGCACACUGAAAGCCAAUGAACUAUUGAGCAACGUAGAGGUUGACAUCGCUAGUAUCGAAGCCACCUACGCUUUCGUUGAUUGGGAAGGUUUGCAUCGACGUCAACUUCAGCGGGCGGCCGAAGCAGCCGAGAAGGAGAGAAAGCGCAAGACGAUGCAAUCCAUGCUGGAACGCGUGCAAUCUGAUUUAGGAGGAGGCAAUGAUAGCGACUCGCAAGGACCGCUCACGUUGGGCGAGACUGUUCCCGGAUCUCGCACAACCGCACGGUUCCAGCUCCGAAGCCCGCUGUCCAAUGGACAAGAUGUUUCUGGGCAAGACCAAAGCAACUUGAGUAACGGCACAGAGGGAGCAUCGAAGGAGGGCGACGUACAGAUGGGCGGCGUAGAUGAUCGUACUCAGCAUGCAACUCAAGCAUCAGUCAUGGGACCGCCCGCAAAGUUUGGGGACGACUCUACCAAGCACACGGGGAUGACGCAGAUUUCACAAAGGUCAGCCGUGACAGCUCUGCCACCUGGAGUGUCGCCUUCGGCAGUGGUUAAUGAUGCCUCGACCACCAAGACAUCGGAUCCAUCCCCACAUCGGUCUUCCAACUUUAGUACUCAGCUCACCAAUGGCAACCACGGUGCACAGCAGAGCAGCGGCGACGGUGACCAAGAUGUGGAAUUGCCAGAUACGCUUGUGGUACCGAGCCAGGCAACACCUAGUGACGAGGUUUGGCCUCACUCACAGGCGCAUGGUCUCGCACGGGGUCAAGUGGCACCUGGGACCACCAAUAUGAGUGGCAGUCAAGUGUCAACUCCGUCUCAGGCUCGCCGUUCCAGUGGCCAAGCCGGUGAUGCAUUAACUCAGCCAUCCCAGGAACCACAGUCGCAAGAACCUCAAGGACUGCGUUACUCAGGCUCGUCCGCUUCUCAACCACCAGCUGUUGAAGGCGCAAUCGAAAAUCUGCUCCAUGUAUUAACUGACGGCACGUCGGGCUGCACGAUUGAGCAGUUGGAGCAAAUCAACCGAGAAUUGAUGGAUGAGAUUUGGAAGUCCAGACACGAAUGGAACCGCCACGCAGUUGUCGUCCAUCUGGGCAGUGUGUUUAACGAUGUGAUAUCAGACAUUGAGCAAAUUCAGGCUGUAGGGUCUUCGAGUCAGCGCGAUAGUCAUCUGGAUAUAUAA